AUGCUUCAUCAUGCCAAACUGGACAAGUGUUUCUGGGCCGAAGCAGCGAUGACGGCCAUCUACGUCAAGAAUCGACUGCCGUCACCUAAAGUCGUGCACAAGACCCCGUUUGAGAUCGUCUACAACUUGAAACCAAGCGUCAAGCACAUGCGAACAUUCGGGUGUCAGACAUACAUACUGACGCCUAAAGAGAAUCGACUCAAGUGGGAUCCAAAGGCUCGCGCUGGCAUAUUCGUGGGCUACGAAGAAGUUUCGAAGGCAUAUCGUGUUUAUGACAUCGAGGCGGGGCAGGUGGUUAUCAGCCGCGAUGUCAACUUCGACGAGUCCACCUUUGGACUUCAACUGCCGAUCACUGAUGAAGAUGUCGAUGACCUGGACUUCGAAUUGCUGGAUCUUGAUGACGAAGAUGUUGCAUUGUAG
This is a messenger RNA of Peronospora matthiolae, 420 nucleotides long. Lineage: Eukaryota; Oomycota; Peronosporomycetes; Peronosporales; Peronosporaceae. The record is from the annotation of a GenBank genome assembly.